GUUCGUUAAGCGCUUCUUCGCAUAUAAAUCAUUAUUUCGUGGGUAUAUGACCACAUAUGAUGAUGAUUCAAGGGAGAUUUCGACGCAAGGAAGGUGGGAAUUUUCAUAUAUAAGUGCCCCUUAUCAGACAUAAGAACAUUGUGAAUCGUAGUAACAAACAAACCAACCACCAUGAUCAGAAUUAUUACACUUUUGGCUCUGACUGCUGCAGUGUUCGCAGACCCCAAACCAGAAGCUGCUGCGUCCGCUGACCCUCUGGUAGUUGCUCCAGCUGUGGCCCCCGCGGUCGUAACGGCCCAGAGUUCCCAAGUAGUGGCGCAGAACUUCAACGCUCUUGUGGCACCUGUUGCGGCUGUGCGAAGUUCUUUGGUGGCACCUGUACCAGCGGUAGCUUCGCCAUAUAUCGCUGCUCCUUAUGUGGCAUCACCCUAUGUUGCUUCUCCGUACGUUGCGUCCCCCUAUGCGGCUUCCCCUUAUGUGGCUUCGCCAUACGUAGCUUCGCCGUACUUCGCCCGACCAGCUGUUGCUGCACCACUGCUUUGAGAUGGUACAAUUUGAAACCAACCUAGUUGUAGUUCAAAUAAAUUUGUCUGAGCCAA
Messenger RNA from Leptinotarsa decemlineata (Colorado potato beetle), 599 nucleotides. RefSeq lists its product as uncharacterized. NCBI's taxonomy places the organism in Eukaryota, Metazoa, Arthropoda, Insecta, Coleoptera, Chrysomelidae. The record is from RefSeq and is a predicted model, not a curated record.